Molecule: messenger RNA, 1947 nt
Organism: Magnolia sinica
Lineage: Eukaryota; Viridiplantae; Streptophyta; Magnoliopsida; Magnoliales; Magnoliaceae
Product: putative clathrin assembly protein At1g03050
Exons: 2
Coding region: 1-1734 (577 amino acids)
Biological process (GO): clathrin coat assembly; clathrin-dependent endocytosis; vesicle budding from membrane
Cellular component (GO): clathrin-coated vesicle; clathrin-coated pit
Molecular function (GO): clathrin heavy chain binding; 1-phosphatidylinositol binding; phosphatidylinositol-4,5-bisphosphate binding
Source: RefSeq, a predicted model, not a curated record
AUGGGUCCUAGCAAGAUCAGGAAAGCUCUCGGCGCAGUGAAGGACAAGACGAGCAUUGGUCUCGCCAAGGUCGGUAGCAGCAAUUCCAUCGCCGAUCUGGAAGUCGCCAUCGUCAAGGCUACUCGGCACGAAGAAUACCCAGCUGAGGAGAGGCACGUGCGUGAGAUCCUUAGCCUAACAUGCUACUCACGUGCGUACGUUAGCGCAUGUGUGAGCACUCUUUCGAGGCGGCUCAACAAGACGCAGAACUGGACGGUCGCCCUCAAAACCCUCAUGUUGGUUCAUCGCCUUCUCUCCGAGGGCGAUCCGGCCUAUGAGCAAGAGAUCUUCUUCUCGACGCGGCGCGGGACCCGACUUCUCAACUUGUCGGAUUUUCGAGACACGUCACGAUCGGACUCGUGGGACUUCUCAGCGUUCGUCCGUACGUUCGCGCUGUACCUUGAUGAGCGGCUCGAGUUUCGAAUGCAAGGCCGGCAUAGCCGGCACAGGAUCUCACUGGGUGGGAAUGGUGAUGAUGACGACGAUGAUGAUGAGACAGCAUCUAGGUCGUCAUCCGUCCGGGCUACGCCGGUCCGUGACAUGAAGAUCGAGCGGAUUUUCACACGGAUGCAGCACCUGCAAUUGCUGCUCGAGCGGUUUCUAGCGUGUCGACCCACAGGUGCGGCGAAAAUGAACCGGGUCGUGACAGUGGCGAUCUACCCGUUAGUGAAAGAAAGCUUCCAGAUAUACUACGACAUCACGGAGAUUCUUGGCAUCUUGAUCGACCGGUUCAUGGAACUUGAGGUCGCCGAUUGCGUAAGGGUAUUUGACAUAUUCAGCCGUGUUUCGAAGCAGUUCAAUGAGCUCGACAGGUUCUACAGCUGGUGCAAGACGGUUGGGAUUUCAAGAUCAUCCGAGUACCCGGAAGUCGAGAGGAUCACAUCCAAGAAGCUCGAGGUCAUGGAGGAAUUCAUACGUGAUAAAUCAGUUCUAGCGCAGAGACGGCCGAAGAAGAAUUAUCAAGAACAACCCAAGAAAGAGGUCAUCGUAGAAGAACCAAUUGAAAAAGUAGAAGAAGAUAUGACGAGCAUGAAGGCAUUGCCCCCACCAGAGAAUUUUGUUGAACCUGCAGCAGAAGAAGAGGAGAAAGAAGAGAAGAAGAAGAAGAACACCGAUGAAGAAAUGGAUUUGGUGAAUAUGAGGGAAGAUCAUGCAGUGACUGGAAUAGAACAGAGUGAUAAGAUGGCACUAGCAUUAUUCGAUGGAGAAUUGGCGGGCCCACCAACGACGUGGGAAGCUUUCACCGACGAGUCGAGCGAUUGGGAGACGGCAUUGGUGCAGUCAGCGAGUAAUCUGUCGAACCAGAAGGCAUCAUUUGGUGGUGGAUUCGAUAUGUUUUCGUUGGAUGGGAUGUAUCAACGGGGGAAGACAGAUGCAGAGAUGAGUGGUGGGCAAUCGUCAGGGAGUGCAAGUAGCAUGGCAUUUCUCGGUGAGACACCUGGGCGGUUGGCAUUGCCGCCGGUCCCACAUGGUGGGGCAGGAGAUGGUGGAGAUCCGUUCCAAGCAUCGCUAGCAAUCGCACCGCCAGCAUACGUGCAGAUGUCGGACAUGGAGAAGAAGCAGCAGCUGUUGGUGGAGGAGCAGCUUUUGUGGCAGCAGUAUGCUAGGGAUGGUAUGCAAGGGCAGCUUGGGUUUGCUAAAUUACAAAAUAGCCCUUACAGCCCGGGUGGGCAAAGGCAGGGUUAUCUACGUUGAACAUUGAGUCUUUGACCGCCGGAUGACACAUGGCCAGGGUGUUUGGGUCAGCACUGGCAAGCAUAUGUUUGUGUACUUUUAGUAGGGAAAUCUAGUGGGUUGAUUGUGUAGGACUGAUUAUCUUGACCAUUGAUCACACAAGGUCGUGUAAUAUCUAAGGGCAAUCUUGUAAUUUAAAUACCAACAGUAAUAUAUAGAAUCGGAGUCCCGAUC